Messenger RNA from Plasmodium gonderi, 2352 nucleotides. Its product is annotated as ATP-dependent RNA helicase. Gene Ontology annotation, molecular function: ATP binding; nucleic acid binding. NCBI's taxonomy places the organism in Eukaryota, Apicomplexa, Aconoidasida, Haemosporida, Plasmodiidae. Bases 1 to 2352 code for a protein of 783 amino acids. The record is from RefSeq and is a predicted model, not a curated record. The transcript has 2 exons.
AUGAAUGGGCAGGCGAAUGAACAGAUGAGUGGGCGAGUGAAUGAGCAGGGGAUCGACCAAAAUGAAGAGUCCUUUUUUGAUCAAGAUGAAAAAUCCACGCAUGAGAAUGGGAGAGAUGCAAAGGAAAAGGAAUCAGGGAAUGAUGAAAUCGACCCAUUGGACGAAUUCAUGAUGGAAAUAAAUAAGGUUCUCGAGGAGGAAAAGCAGAAUGCCAAAGUAUACGAAGAGAAGAAAAACAAUUUAGUACCUAAUGAAACAAAAAGUGUAAGCAGUAAUUAUGUAGACAAUGGAGGGGAUAAUUGUGCAGGAAAUAGAACAGAAACUCGUAGGGGAAAUAAUAGCAACCGUUGCAGGACAUACUUCGUGAAGCAAAGCAAAAUUAAUCAUGAUACAAUGAAAGAUGAAGAAAGGACAAAUGAUCAUACAUUAGAUAGUGAUGAGAAAAAUGGACAUACGGCAAAUUACCUUGCUUGGGGGGGGGGUCAUACAAACCAAGAUGAUGAUAGCCUAGAUGACAAUGACGUCACAGCCGAUAUUUACGAAUUUUUGGAGAAAAAAAACGAAGAGAUGGCCAAUGAAAAACGGCGUGCCGAAGCACAUGGAGGGAAAAAUGCUACACACGCAAGAGGCACGAUGGAUGAUCACGAAAAAGAUUCAGAAGAUGGAGACUUUUUCCACAACGAAAGAAAUAACAAUAGGGAAAACGAGUUAAUAGAAAAUGAUAUUAAUUAUGAAGAAAUACAACUUGACCAUUUUGACAAAGACAUCUUUGUUACAGAUGCAAGUAUUACAAACUUUACCCUAGAAGAAAGUGUAGAAUAUAAGAAGAAAAACAAUAUUACAACAAUAGGAUUCAACGUUCCCAAACCCAUUUUCUCCUUUUUACAAUUAAAAAAUGUCAUAGAUAAGGACAUAUUAGAAAAUAUGUACAAUGUAUCAAUUAGUAUUUUGUCACCUAUUCAAAGUAUUGUUAUUCCAAUUUUUUUAAGUGGUCGAGAUUUUAUUGCUAACAGCAGAACGGGUUCAGGAAAGACACUGUCAUUCAUUUUAUCUUUAAUAAUUCAUUUGUUAAAUUAUAAACAAAUUGAAAAAAAUAAAAAUAAAAAAGUCGACAAGGAAAAUAUCCUAGACGAACAACAAAAUUUGACACCAUCACACAUAGUGUCAUCGUCUUUGCAUAAAUACAAUCCCUCAUCCCACGCUCUCAUACUAACACCUACGAGAGAGUUGUGUGUGCAGAUACUUGAAAAUAUUAACAAACUCUCCAUGAAUAAAUUAAAAUCGUGCAUUUUAUUUAGUGGAAUUAACUAUAAAAAGGCGUAUGAUGAUAUUCACCGAGGAGUGGAUAUCAUAAUUGCAAAUGUAAAAACGUUAAUAAAUUUUGUAAAUAAAAAAUAUAUAUUCUUAACUAAUAUUAAGUAUGUCAUUUUGGAUGAAUUUGAUAGACUUUUUUCAAAACAAUUUGUUCAUUCAGUUACAUCAAUUUUGAAAAAUAUAAGGCCAGAUGCAAUUAAAGGAUUAUUUUCAUCCACAUUUUCUGAACAAUCAUGUGAAUUGGCCAAACCGUAUUUAAAUAAAAAAUUUAUCAUAAUAAAAGUAGGAGAAAAUAAUGUUCUCAUUGAUAAAAAGUUUUAUAUUAUUGAAGAAAAUUAUAAAUAUAGUUAUUUACUAAAGUGCCUCCAUACUUGUAUCCCAAAUGGACAAGGAUUUAUUUUUUGUAAUAGCAAAAAAAAUGUUAUGAUUUUAUAUGAAAAAUUGAAAAAAGAAUUGUCACUCAGGCAUAUAUCCUUUGAUUAUAUAUAUGGAGAUAUAGACCAAACCGAAAGGAUGUACAAAUUCGAGUCUUUGAAGAAAAAAAAAACACACAUUUUGAUAAGCACAGAUCUUAUGGCAAGGGGUAUAGACGUCGUCAAUUUGAGCUUUGUCAUCAACUACGACUGUCCUAAUGACCUUUUUGUUUAUAUCCAUAGGAUAGGCAGAUGUUCUCGUAUUAACAAUAGAGGACACGCCAUAACGUUCAUACAAACAUCAGAAAAAAGAAUAGCAUUUCUGAUUUACAACUAUUUAAAGAACAAAAAAGAAAAAAUAGAUGAAGAACUAGAAAACUUUAUUCUGAAGAACAACCUGCAUAACGAUUUUCAAAUGAAAAAAAUGAAAAGGAAAAUGAAUGAGACCAUUUUUAAUAUAUCAGCAAAGAAAGCAAAGCAACCAGAUGAUGAUAACUCAUCAUCGCAAAAUGAUCUUGCAUUUAAAAGAAUGUCUGCACCAUCUACAAAUACAGAAGAUGCUUUAAAAAAUGUAAAAUUUAUUUCACCAAAUGAUAUUUUAUCAUCUUCAGAUGAAGAAUAUUAA